AUGUCAUUAGUAGAACAAGUUGAAAGAAAAGUUUAUGAAAUUAGAAGUUCAUAUAAAUUUGCAGAAAAAUCAAUUGAUACAGAUUUUAAAGAAAUUCAUAAAAAGACAAAGUUACAUUAUAAACUUUUAAUUCAAACUCUUCUUAUGCUUCGUCAUUACAAUGAAAGUCAAAAAAAAAUGUUAAAUACAAAAGUUAAAUUAUCAAAUGCUUUAAUAGAAAUUUCAAAAGAAGAUAUUCAAUUAAAUAGUAUUGCAACAAAGUAUAUGACAACAUGUGAGUGUUUAGAAUUAGGACUAACAACAUGUUUAACAUCAAUUGAAGACGAUAUAUUUUUACCAUUAAAAGAAUAUAGUCAACAAUACAAAGUUAUUGAAGAAAGAAUUGUUGAAUUAAAAAAAAGACAAAUUGAUAUGGACCAUGCUCAUAAUAGUUAUGGAACAAAUGUUUUAAAAAAUAAGCCACAACAAAUUAUUACAAAUACUAAAACUAAAUAUGAACAAGCAAGAGAUUUUUAUUUUUAUUUAAGAAAUGAAAUUAUUGAUGAUAUGAAAAAAUUAAAUAAUAAUUAUAUUAAAAUAGUUGAACCUUUCUUUGUUAAAUUAUUUCAAAAUGAUAUUUUAAUUAGAGACAUUUACAAUGAAUCUCUUGAAAGUAUUGAAAAACUUCUUCCUUCUUUUAAAGAACAAAUUGUUGAUGUUAAAUGGCUUAUUACUCAAGAUAAUGAUAGUUUUAUUCAUCCUCAAAAUAUUUAUACUCAAAGAAAAGAAGAUAUUACAAAUGGUGGAUAUAAUAUGAAAGCAAAUAAUAUGAUUGUUGAAAAUGCACCUAUCGACCCUGACUAUAUAACUGAUAUUCCAAUGAUGCCUCCUGAAGAAAUUACUCAACCAACAGAUCCUCAGCAACCAUCACUUACACCUUUAAGUGUAAUGGAAUUAUUACCAAAUAAUAAUGAUAAAUUAAUUAAAGAACCUCAAUCACAACCUCAAAAAUAUAAAGUUUUAUAUGACUAUGAAACUACUGAAGAAGAUGAAAUCUCUUUAAAAAAAGAUGAUAUAGUCCUUGUACAUCGAAAAGAUGGAGAUUGGUGGGAGGGUGAAGUAAAUGGACUGUAUGGAUUAGUACCAUCAAAUUUCCUUGUGCUUUUGGAAUAA
Molecule: messenger RNA, 1152 nt
Organism: Entamoeba dispar SAW760
Lineage: Eukaryota; Evosea; Mastigamoebida; Endamoebidae
Product: proline-serine-threonine phosphatase interacting protein, putative
Exons: 2
Coding region: 1-1152 (383 amino acids)
Biological process (GO): actin cortical patch localization; endocytosis; plasma membrane tubulation
Cellular component (GO): mating projection tip; medial cortex; actin cortical patch
Molecular function (GO): lipid binding; protein binding
Source: RefSeq, a predicted model, not a curated record